Drosophila gunungcola (fruit fly) is the source of this 1213-nucleotide messenger RNA. RefSeq lists its product as uncharacterized. The record is from RefSeq and is a predicted model, not a curated record. The transcript has 2 exons. Lineage: Eukaryota; Metazoa; Arthropoda; Insecta; Diptera; Drosophilidae. Bases 531 to 1157 code for a protein of 208 amino acids.
ACCUUACUAUAUCUCAUUAUUGUCCGCCAAUUUGCAAUUUCCCUCAGAAAGAAUCAGCUCAAACUAUCUAAGUUAAGAAAUCGAGCUGAAGUAAGAAGCAUUACUGCGAAACCCGUGAAAACAUAGGUGGAAAUCAGAUGCAAAGCUAAAGAGGCUAUAAGAAUAAGAAGAGGAGAAAUAUCUUAACAUAAUCAGGUAAUUAUGAAAAGUGCUACCUUUUUAUUUUUGGUAAAGUCUUUAAGAGGAAAUCCCGAAAAAGGAGACGAUUUGUGUUGUGGAUUGCAGCAGGCUUGAAUAAUCGAAUUUUGUCAACUUUUUUCGUUAAUCCAGGCCAGGUGUUUUGGGCCAUAAAGCAGCCCUUGUUUAAGUGCAGGUAAAGCUCACCAAUCGCCAGGUAAAAGCCUAUAUUGGAGUAAGCCUUAAAACCAAUUUUAGGACCAAACGAAGCAACAAAAAAAAAAAACAUAUAAGUGUGAGGGACGAGGAAUUGCAGCUGUCAGAGAGAAUCGAGCCAUCAGAUCGGCAACAGCAUGGGCAACGUAAUGGAUCGCAAGGUGGUGACCUGUUCGGAGGCACGUGCCACGACGCAUGCCACGCCCACUCCCUGUCUGACGCCCAAGCAGGAGCAGGAGUCGAUGAGCAUGAAGCCCGAAAUGGAGCAGUCGGAGCAGAAGGAGAUUGUGCCCAAUUUGACAUUUCACUUGUUCAGCUAUCGCCAGCAAAUGGGUUGCAAGAAGCAUCAGCUGAUGAAGUGGGCCACCUCGAAGCUUCUCCUAACCGAGGAGCUAUUGAAGCUGCACAGGCAGCAUAUUCAGUCCACAACUGAAUCCUGGACCAACUAUGAGAAUCUGCUAUCCGAUGAGGAGGAUGAGGAGAACAAGGCACCAGCUGGCCAGGCUGAUGAUCCGCUGGCCCAGGAACUGUGCCACCUCAAGAACUACCGCCUGGAACUCAGGGGCACCAUUGUCGAAGUGGCCCAGGAGAAGAUGAAGAAGCGGGAGAAGAAGAAACUGAAGCGGCUGAAACGACGCACCCUGAUCUCCUCCAAGAAGCCCAGCAACAAGAACAAACAUAAGUUGGGGUGUUUUCAACAGGAUCUGGAGGAGCAUCUGACCUCGGAUCCUCAAAAUCAGCCAGAAGUCAUUGUCAUCGAUUAGGCUUACAUAUAGUUCCUAAGUCUUACUUAAUUUAGUUGUUACUCUCGUUCUAAUUG